This is a messenger RNA of Gilbertella persicaria, 1269 nucleotides long. RefSeq names its product Spc98 family-domain-containing protein. Bases 1 to 1269 code for a protein of 422 amino acids. Gene Ontology annotation, molecular function: gamma-tubulin binding; microtubule minus-end binding. The record is from RefSeq and is a predicted model, not a curated record. The transcript has 3 exons. Gene Ontology annotation, biological process: meiotic cell cycle; mitotic cell cycle; cytoplasmic microtubule organization. Gene Ontology annotation, cellular component: equatorial microtubule organizing center; centrosome; spindle pole. Lineage: Eukaryota; Fungi; Mucoromycota; Mucoromycetes; Mucorales; Choanephoraceae.
AUGUUGCCCUUCACAUCACCCACGAAACACGCUUCCAGAAAUAAACUCAGGAUACCCAGUGAGAUGCAAAAAAAGCAUUUAGAACUCUUACUCUCACUCUAUUCAGACAAAACUCAUCCUCAUUCACCUUGGAUCUAUUAUCCUCAACAACUGACCAACGUAGUUCAUCAAGUCAGAAAAUCAACAGCAGAUUGGUUAUUCUCUCAAGUACUUGUAGGCGACUAUGGACUCUAUCGAUACCUCAGUUCGUUUCGACACAUGUUCUUGCUUAACUAUGGUGAUCUAGCCACUCAUUUUAUUGAGGCGUGUGCUUUAUGGCGUCGUCAGUCCAUGUCGACUGAAGAACAUCCCGGUCGAACAGCCAUGAUUUUUCAGCGUCAAGAAAUGAAUGCAUUGCUUGUUAAGGCUUCCCUUGGCACAGAAGCAGAAGAUCAGUUGGCUGGAUUCAGUUUAUUGUUGGAACAAGAAAAGACACAGGAAUAUCCGUUUGCUGAUCUACUGUUGAUUGAUAUACCUCUCGUGAUGACUUUUGACCUUGAAUGGCCUAUUGAUCUAUUUAUCAGCCCAUCAGACCUGAAGCGAUAUAGUCAUUUAUGGUCUUUUCUGAUCAGCCUGAAGGCUACUCAAAUGGCAUUGAAUAACUUGUGGAAGAUCUUGAGGACAGGGGAACAGAUUGAGAGUCAUGAUGAAAGACGUGUAUGGCAAUUAAGGUCUUUGAUGUUAUUCUGGAUUGAUACAGUUUGGAAUCAUAUUCAAAUCCAUGUUAUUGAUGCUCAUUAUCAAACCAUGAUUCAUACCAUAUCUCCUUCCAUGACAAACAAGCGUAAAUCAAGGCAGAACACAAAGCUUGAUUUUGAAGAGAUCCAAUUCGCCCAUGAAACCUUCUUGAAGAAUACAACAAGAGGUUGUUUACUGUUGUCUCAUGAAUGUGUCAAGACAAUGUAUGAUAUCCUAAAGACCUGUUUAGGGUUCUGUGACACAAUGGAAAAAAUAUCACAAGAAGGUCAUUGGAGAAGAAGUAAGAAAAGAAAGACUGCACCCAAGACAGCAAGUGAGAUUGUGAAUCAAUGGACAAAUGCAACGCAUGAACAAUCAUGGCUACAAGAUGUCUAUGCCACUCAAGAAAAAUUUCAUUAUUUAACACAGCAUUUCUUUGCCUUAGCAUCAAAUCAACAACCUGAAGUCAAAUCCAGUGGUCGAAUGGAUGUCUUGUUAAUGCAACUAGACUAUAACCAAUGGUUUUCUAAAGCCAUAUACCCAACUUUUUAA